Messenger RNA from Oikopleura dioica, 1125 nucleotides. Lineage: Eukaryota; Metazoa; Chordata; Appendicularia; Copelata; Oikopleuridae. The record is from the annotation of a GenBank genome assembly.
AUGGGCGCUUCGUCAUCCCUCAAGUUGGGAGCGAGCUUUUUUGUCAGCGUCGUGAUUUUGGUGCUGAUCGGCUCUUGGGUCUUGUAUACUUAUGAGAGACCAGCGGAGAUUGAAAGAUGCGAGCAGGCAACGAGGGCGUUUGAUUCAGCGGCGAUUUUGGGGGUCGAUCUAACAGAAGAACUUGAAGAACAGACAAAAUUGUCGGACUUGACGAUUAUGACAAACGAGCUUUUCGAAGAAAUCAAGCGGCAGGCUCAGGACGUUCACCAACCACUUUGCGAAGACAACUGGGACUACGGAACCUCACUUUUCAAUACUGGAACUAUCAUCGCUUCUCUCGGUUUCUUUCACACAGCACCGCAAACAUUCGAAGGAAAACUGGUCGUUUCUUUUCUCGUUCUUUUCGGGACGCCGCUAUACUUUCUAUCGAUUGGGUUGAUCGGCAAUGGAAUCGCAAAGUCUCAGCUCAAGAAAAUUGUGAAUACCGGCCCUGCGCUGAAAUAUGGAGGCUUUACUCUUGGAAUUUUGUUUAUUCUCGCUUUGAUAACUUGCGUUCCUGCUGCAAUUAUUCAGGUUCUUGAAGAAAAGAUUGAAUUCUUCGACGCUUGGUAUUUUUGCGCUACAACAAUCGCGACGGUUGGCUUCGGCGAUAUCCGUUUGAGUGGACCAGCAGUUGCCGUCUGGCUCCUAUGGAUUUGGAUUGGGCAUAUUUUGAUGGCUGGAAUUUUGGUCACCCUUAUUUCUUCAAUUAUCAUAAGUGAUUACAAGGAGCAACAGAUGCGUGAUCCUGAAGAACAGAAAUUAUUGACGCAAACUGAUGGUCCAGCUACAUAUGGUGGAAUGAUGUACCACCCAACCCUUGUUCCCGUCGGAACUUUGUCUCCACCACCACCUGGCUAUGAUCCGUCAGAUUACAGAGCGCUUUCAACGAUCCAAGUCCGGGAAGUGCGAAAAGAGCGAAUUCCAGAUAGCGAUCCUCAAGUCGACCUUGGUUCAAGCCGAAGUACUCUUAGUGGCCAUUCACCUUCGGAAAGAAGCUCAAAUGCGAGUGAAGCAUCUCAUCCUCUUGAAGAAACUGCCUCUAGCCCUGUGAAAAAGGCUGAAAAUAUAUCGGAGACUGAAUAA